UUCUAAGAACAAUAAUCCGGAUGUCUCCUAUGUAUAAAGUAUAAUAAGAAAUUACGAUAAAUCAAUCAUAAACAAUUUAAGCAAAAGAUCACUCUUUGAUUUCCCUCUGACGCCUCUUCCUUUCUCUCACAUCUCACCUUCUUUCCGAUCCUUUUUCUCUUCUUCUUCCUCUCAAAGGGUCAAAAACCAAAACAAAAAAGAAAAACAAAAAUCCCAAUUCAAACCCCAAACCCGAAAAAUCGCUCAAUUGCCAACCCAAAUUCCGAUUGAUCAAAGCAAAAGCAAAACCUAGACCUUCGACGAUGACGGAGAUGGCGAGCACCGACAUAGACGGCAUCGACGGCGUCCGCAUGACCUGGAACGCGUGGCCCCGCACGAAGGUCGAGGCGAGCAAGUGUGUGAUCCCACUCGCCGCUGUGAUCUCCCCGAUCCGGCCCCACCCGGAGAUCGCCACCCUCGAUUACUACCCUCUCCGCUGCAAGACGUGCGCCGCCAUCCUCAACCCCUUCUGCCGCGUCGACUUCACCGCCAUGAUCUGGAUCUGUCCCUUCUGCUUCCAACGCAACCAUUUCCCUCCCCAAUAUGUCGGGAUUUCGGACACCAAUCUCCCCGGCGAGCUCUUCCCCUCCUACACCACCAUCCAGUACUCCCGCGCCCUCCCCACCAAUCCCAAUGCGCCGGACCCGCCUUCGCCGCCGCCGGUGUUCUUGUUCGUGCUCGAUACCUGCAUGAUUGAUGAGGAGAUGGAGUUUGUUAAGUCCGCGCUGAAAAGGGCGAUCGGAUUGCUGCCGGAUAACGCUCUCGUCGGAUUCGUGUCGUUCGGGACGCAGGUGCAGGUUCACGAAUUGGGAUUCUCCGACAUGACGAAGGUUUAUGUUUUUAGGGGGACCAAGGAGAUUUCCAAGGAACAAAUUUUGGAGCAAUUGGGGCUCGGAGUUGCUGCCCGGAGACCGGCAGUGGCCACUGGGGGAUUCCAGGCCAAGGUCGUGCAGAAUGGGUUGCCCGGAUUGGGGAUUAGCCGGUUCUUGUUGCCCGCUUCGGAUUGUGAGUACACGCUCAAUUCGGUUUUGGAUGAGUUGCAAACGGAUCAGUGGCCCGUGCCCCCUGGUAGUCGGGCGUCGCGGUGCAUUGGAGUGGCGUUGAGCGUCGCGGCGGGGUUGCUUGGAGCUUGUUUGCCUGGCACCGGAGCUCGCAUUAUUGCUUUGGUCGGAGGUCCAUGCACAGAAGGGCCGGGCUCGAUUAUAUCGAAAGAUUUGUCAGAUCCAGUCCGUUCCCAUAAGGAUCUAGACAAAGAUGCCGCACCAUAUUUUAAGAAAGCAGUCAAAUUUUAUGAUAGUCUUGCGAAGCAGCUGGUUAGCCAAGGUCAUGUUUUAGACGUCUUUGCAUCUGCCCUUGAUCAGGUUGGUGUUGCGGAGAUGAAAGUCGCGAUUGAGAAAACUGGUGGCCUUGUUGUGCUAUCUGAAAGUUUUGGUCAUUCUGUAUUUAAAGAUUCUUUUAAGCGUGUUUUUGAAGAAGGAGAAAAAUCUCUUGGACUCUGCUUUAAUGGUACACUCGAGAUAAACUGUUCAAAGGACAUCAAGAUUCAGGGGAUAAUUGGUCCUUGUACUUCUUUGGAGAAGAAAGGACCUGCUGCUGCCGAUACUGUUGUUGGUGAGGGGAAUACGGCUGAAUGGAAGAUGUGUGGCCUUGACAAGAGUACCUCCUUGACAGUUUUCUUUGAUCUGUCAGCAAGUGAUCGAUCCAAUACCCUAGGGACUGUAAAUCCACAAUUGUAUUUGCAAUUUAUUACGAGGUAUCAGAAUACCAAUGGUCGAAUGAUGCUUCGCGUUACGACUGUUACUAGAGCGUGGAUAGAUACUGCUGUUAGCACAGAGGAACUGAUACAUGGAUUUGAUCAAGAGACUGCUGCUGUAGUAAUGGCUAGAAAGACAUCCUUGAAAAUGGAGACAGAGGAAUCAUUUGAUGCCACACGAUGGUUGGACAGAACUCUAAUUCGCCUUUGCGCCAAAUUCGGUGACUAUCGGAAGGAUGAUCCUUCAUCUUUUACACUACAUCCGUGUAUUUCAUUGUUCCCACAAUUCAUGUUUAAUCUGCGGCGGUCACAGUUUGUCCAGGUUUUCAACAACAGUCCGGAUGAGACUGCCUAUUUCCGUAUGCUACUAAAUCGGGAGAAUGUUACCAAUGCGGUUGUCAUGAUUCAGCCAUCACUAAUGGCCUAUUCGUUCAAUUCACUGCCAAGACCUGUUAUGCUGGAUGUGGCUUCUAUUGCAGCAGAUCAAAUCCUCCUGUUAGAUUCGUAUUUUAGUGUUGUUAUUUUCCAUGGAAUGACUAUAGCUCAGUGGCGUAAUAUGGGAUAUCAAAAUCAACCAGAGCACCAGGCGUUUGCACAAUUGUUGCAAGCUCCACAGGGCGAUGCCCAAGUGAUCAUCCAAGAACGCUUCCCUGUACCUCGGUUGGUGGUAUGCGAUCAACAUGGUUCCCAGGCACGCUUCUUAUUAGCGAAGCUGAAUCCGUCAGCUACUUACAACAAUGCCCAUGAGAUGGCUGCUGGGUCUGACAUAAUCUUCACGGAUGACGUGAGCCUUCAAGUUUUCUUCGAACACCUGCAGAGACUGGCUGUGCAAUCCUGAGAGCAGAGGAGAGUAAAGGACUCUACAAACUGGUCGGUGUUUUUGGUGUGGGGAAAUUCCUUUUGUUUCCCUAUCCUCUUGUUCCAAUCAGGUUUUCCUUUUUCCUUUUUUCUUUUCUUUAACCCUUUCUUACCAUUGUAUUUAAAGACAAAAUCGGUCCCAUAUUCGUUGAAGAAUAAAGAACAAGCACACCACAUUUUUUGUGGUUGCCAGGAAAGGUAAAGUUCGUUUCGUUUGACUUUAUAGAAUGACUGCAGAAGAUGCGCUGAGGUUGAUUUAUGUGGAAAGAAAGGGAUGAGAGGAAAGGUAAAUGAGAAGGCUUUUUCUCCUGCGUCAGUACUUUUUGCCAACUGGUUGAGAAGUAUGUGUUGUGUACGAGGAUUUUUUUUUUUUUUUUUUAAUUUACUGAUAUGGGCUUCGGCCCAUGUUUGUAGGCGGUUGUAUUUACUCUCUGAGUUUUCUAGCCCAAUAUUGUGCUGGAAGCCUACAAUUCAUUUAGGUUUAGGUUCUGUUUUAUUUUUGCUGAAAAAUUUGAGUACAAUUUUUGAUUGUAUUGAUGUUGACGUUGUCUUGCCUCGAGCGUGCGUAAAACGAUUUCUAAGGUCAAAUUCGGAAACAGAUGGACAAGUUUUUG
Morus notabilis is the source of this 3264-nucleotide messenger RNA. Its product is annotated as protein transport protein SEC23. Gene Ontology annotation, cellular component: endoplasmic reticulum exit site; COPII vesicle coat. The record is from RefSeq and is a predicted model, not a curated record. The transcript has 12 exons. Gene Ontology annotation, biological process: COPII-coated vesicle budding; COPII-coated vesicle cargo loading; endoplasmic reticulum to Golgi vesicle-mediated transport. NCBI's taxonomy places the organism in Eukaryota, Viridiplantae, Streptophyta, Magnoliopsida, Rosales, Moraceae. The coding region runs from base 303 to 2630 and encodes 775 amino acids. Gene Ontology annotation, molecular function: GTPase activator activity; zinc ion binding.